Molecule: messenger RNA, 1259 nt
Organism: Perca flavescens (yellow perch)
Lineage: Eukaryota; Metazoa; Chordata; Actinopteri; Perciformes; Percidae
Gene: abhd14b
Product: abhydrolase domain containing 14B
Exons: 4
Coding region: 153-788 (211 amino acids)
Biological process (GO): positive regulation of transcription by RNA polymerase II
Cellular component (GO): cytoplasm
Molecular function (GO): hydrolase activity
Source: RefSeq, a predicted model, not a curated record
GGUUUUGUCUUCCUGUUUUCGGGGGGAAAAAAGUGAAACUGUAGCUGGUCAGACUAUACAGUCUCUGUUCAGGAUCAAACUGUCCUGCUUCAUUUUACACGCUGAUCAUCCGCUCACAACUGCAGGGCGUCUGGUAAGUUUUUUUGUUUAGGAUGUCAGUUGUUAAGAUGACAGAGGGGAGUGUGCAGGUGGAGAGCUGCAAAGCGCCGCUGUUCUACAGACAGAGUGCACCUGCCGCAGAGGAAGUUAGGAUGUCAGUUUUACUCCUUCACGGCAUCCGUUUCUCAUCAGAAAACUGGCUCAACAUUGGCACUCUGGAGACUCUGGCCAAAGCAGGCUGCCGUGCGGUCGCCAUCGACCUGCCAGGGCUCGGCCGGUCCAAGUCAGCCGAGGCCCCUGCCGCGGUCGGAGAACUGGCCCCUGCAGAUUUCCUGAAGGAGGUGUGUGAGGAGCUGAGCCUGAGCCCGGUGGUGGUGAUCAGCCCGUCCCUCAGUGGGAUGUACUCCCUCCCCUUCCUCCUCCAGCACCAGGCCCUGAUACGAGCCUACAUCCCUGUAGCUCCCAUCUGCACCGACAAAUUCACAGCAGAGCAGUACCAGAGUGUAAAGGUCCCAUCUCUGAUCGUUUAUGGUGACCAGGACACUCAGCUUGGAGAACUGUCACUGAGCAACCUGAGCAAUCUGGCCAAUCACAGCGUGGUGGUAAUGAAAGGAGCGGGUCACCCCUGUUACCUGGACGACCCGGACACUUGGCACAAAGCCCUCACUGACUUCCUCAAUACCCUGUGAAGCUGCUCGUUGUGGAGAGAUUCUCAACAGCAUCCAGUAAAUUAAUUUAGACCACAAAUGUCCUGCACAAACUGAUUGUGACUUUUUAAAUAGUACAGUAAAAGCCAGUAAUAAAACUGGAAAUCAAGACUUUUCUAAACCUUUGAAGGCAAAGUAAGACAUUUUGAGAUACAGUAUAUACGCUUAUUCACUUUUGCCGCCGAGAGUUAGAUAGAACGAUUGAUGUCUAUAUGGUAAAGAUGAAGCUACGGCUAACAGCCAGCUAACUUAGUUUAGCGUAAAGACUUGAAAUGGGGAAACUAGCCUGGCUCUGUCCAAAGGUAACAAAAUCAACCUACCAUCACUUCUUUCUUUUUUUAAGAUUAUUGUUUGAGGGCUUUUUCCCUAUUAUUUCAGAGUGAGAGACAGUGGAUAGGCCGGAAAGGUGGGAGAGAGAUGGGGGAUGACACGCAGCAAAGGGCUGUAGGUCGG